UAAGAACGAAGAACCCACACCCCCGCAGCCGUCCGAUCCCAGGCCCGGGGCAGCCUCGGAAGCCAUGGUUCUCGGCAAGGGGAGGCCAGCCCAGGCUCGGGCCAGGGCCGGUGGCCAUGGUUAGCGGGAAUAUCGGCUCAAUGUUGUGGCGGCCAAUGGGCAAGAUGCACGCGUGGCCGGGAAGGGAAGAGGGCGUGGUGACAAGUGUUAUGCCAUGCACUCCUAGGGCUCCAUGGCUACUCUGGUCGGACACGGUUGUGUGGGCAUUCCCGUGAGAGCCUGUGCGUGGUAAGUAACAGGGGCGAGUAGAAUGGUAGGAUCAACGAGGCCCAGGCGAAGCAGGAGAUGCUGGCUUACCAGGCCCUAUGCCAAGCCGAGCUCAUGAGGUCGGAGAAGACGCCCCACCGGACGCAACCUGGCAACAUUGCGUAUACCGAAGGCCAGCAACACUGCUCCCAAUCACCAAGAAGUCGAAAUAUUUCGUCGAGCUUCCAUCCAGACGUGUUCUUGAAUGGCGGCCAUUCUGGUGUGAGGAAAUCCUCCCAUUUGCGGCAGCCUUUGGAAAGCAAUUAUCAAGGACACUCCCUCUUCAUCCCCGGAUUCUCUCGAGAAAUCCUUUGCUGCUGGGCCUGGAACCAGGUGUUUCGAGUUGACGUAGGGCUGUUGUGGCUGUCUACGUGUGGAGGGCCCUGGGAUUUGCGAGCAAAGGAAUCGAUCGAGUGAUUUUUGCGCUGCUGAGCGAUUCUCUCCACGUCCAGCUCGAGCGUCCGGCGGACUGGAAUGCUGCCUUUGGGACAACGCUGGCCGGCUUGGUGCCACUCUUGGAGGCCAGAAGAAACGAGGAAUUUGAUGGCGAGAUCUGUAAAGUUGAUAGCAAAAAAUUCGCUCGAUCAGUCACACCAAUGCCUCGAGCAAAAUGGUAGAACAAGAAGAAUCACGUAACUAUACGAAUGCUCGAAGGAAAACACGCAAACGUGGGAACCAAGUUUACCACCGAUCAAACAAGCAGGCAUGAAAGUUAGAGGAGAUUUCUAAGGAAGUGAGAAUUUAUAUGAGAACCUGUAGCUUGGAGCCUUGCAGCAAUGGAUGAUCGAAUGCCGGCUGGGAACGCAGUCGAUAAUAUCUCCAUCAGGACUCUUCACCCACGAAUAAUUUAAGGAAGAACAUCAAGGAAGAAGAUGUAGUUUA
Molecule: messenger RNA, 1188 nt
Organism: Selaginella moellendorffii
Lineage: Eukaryota; Viridiplantae; Streptophyta; Lycopodiopsida; Selaginellales; Selaginellaceae
Exons: 3
Coding region: 346-723 (125 amino acids)
Source: RefSeq, a predicted model, not a curated record